AUGAAGUUCACGCCAAGCGUGAUUUUGGAUGCUGCAGAGUACUAUGUGGAUCACUUUGAUCGAAAGCACGAUGUUGAUAAGUGUACUAUUCUGCGAAAUUUGCAAUUAGAGACCGAUGAUGAAUUGAUGCCUUCGAGUUUGAAAAGACUGGCAAAGCCUACGCAUGUAUUAGAUCUUACAAAUAAUGAGCUGACUAGCAUCCCAGAUUUGCAGCUGAGGAGCGAUAUUCAUACUAUCUUACUUUCCAGGAACCAGAUAAGUUUACUGGAUGGAAGGCUCUUGCCUCGAAAGAUUCGCAACCUGGUGGUAGCAGAUAACAACCUAUCAACUUUUGAGCAAUUAAAUGGCUUGAAGGGGGCUCCAUCUACAUUGGAAAACCUGGUGCUUCGAGGGAACCAAGUUUGUCACACAGCAGGAUACCGAGAGCAUGUAGUCCGAACAGUACCAAGCCUUACGGUCCUUGAUUUUGAGCGAGUUACUAAUCAAGAAAGAUUGCGUUCCAAGCAGGUUGAAAGUAGUAAGAUAGCAACGGAGGCCACUGUUACCGACACCAGGAGGGAUAAAUCCUCAGAAAUUAUGCAUUUAGUUGUCAGUAAGAUGAGUGACGAAAAGAGGAAAGAGCUAAAAGAACAACUUGCAAGUGCUACAUCGCUAGCGGAAAUUGCUCGUAUCGAGAAAUUACUUUCUGGAGGCGUCUGA
Torulaspora delbrueckii is the source of this 699-nucleotide messenger RNA. It is a transcript of the gene LEA1, whose product is annotated as U2 snRNP complex subunit LEA1. Gene Ontology annotation, molecular function: protein binding; U2 snRNA binding. Gene Ontology annotation, cellular component: U2 snRNP. The coding region runs from base 1 to 699 and encodes 232 amino acids. The record is from RefSeq and is a predicted model, not a curated record. NCBI's taxonomy places the organism in Eukaryota, Fungi, Ascomycota, Saccharomycetes, Saccharomycetales, Saccharomycetaceae. The transcript has a single exon. Gene Ontology annotation, biological process: mRNA splicing, via spliceosome.